Messenger RNA from Papaver somniferum (opium poppy), 1528 nucleotides. RefSeq names its product actin-related protein 7-like. Gene Ontology annotation, biological process: anatomical structure morphogenesis. Gene Ontology annotation, cellular component: nucleus. Bases 207 to 1292 code for a protein of 361 amino acids. The transcript has 7 exons. NCBI's taxonomy places the organism in Eukaryota, Viridiplantae, Streptophyta, Magnoliopsida, Ranunculales, Papaveraceae. The record is from RefSeq and is a predicted model, not a curated record.
UCCAGCAGGACGGUCCAAGACAAGGGCCAUCGAGAAAAUUUAAGAUUUGAAAUACGGAAAGGCGAACAUCUUUCGAUCAAAGUUGGGUUGGGAUCAGACUAGGUUCCCGCCUAUUGGAAACGAGGGGGAAACGAAGUUAAACCCACUGGUAAUUAUCUCCCAAAUCCAACACUAAACCCUCGUAGAUUCAUUCUUCCUCUGAAGCAAUGGAGGCAGUGGUGAUUGAUGCCGGCUCAAAGCUACUCAAAGCAGGUUUCGCACUUCCAGAUCAAGCUCCCACCAUGAUAAUCCCUACUCAAAUGAAACAUAUGCCUGAAGAUGGUUUGUUAAGUGAUAUUCCUGUAGUGGACGAUGUCACAAUUGAUCCAGUAGUGAGGGGUUUUAUUCGGGACUGGGAUGCUAUGGAAGACUUGCUACACCAUGUUCUUUAUACUGGUCUUGGGUGGGAGAUUGGAAAUGAGGGACAGGUUUUGUUUACAGAUCCGCUUUUAACACCAAAGGCUCUGAGAGAACGCUUGGUGCAAUUGAUGUUUGAAACAUUUAAUAUCUCGGGCUUUUAUGCAUCUGAACAAGCAGUGCUAUCACUCUAUGCACUGGGACGCAUUUCUGGUUGCACCGUUGAUAUUGGGCAUGGGAAGAUAGAUAUUGCACCAGUGUGUGAAGGUGCAGUUCAACAUAUUGCCUCGAAAAGAUUUGAGAUUGGGGGUAUUGACUUGACUAAUUUACUUGCCAAGGAGCUUCAAAAAUCAAAUCCUGGGACAAAUAUAUCUCUUUCUGAUGUUGAAAGGCUAAAAGAGCUAUAUGCAUGUUGUGCGGAAGAUCAAGCUGCUUACGAGGGAACCCAGAAGUCAUGCCAGAGGGAAAAGCAUACGCUUCCAGAUGGACAGGUGAUAACCAUAGAGAAAGAACGGUAUACUGUUGGUGAGGCUCUAUUCCAACCAUCUAUAUUAGGAUUGGAGGAGCAUGGGAUUGUUGAGCAGCUUGUCCGUUGUAUCUCAAAUGUAUCUUCUGAAAACCACCGUCAGCUAUUGGAAAGCACAGUAGUUUGCGGUGGCACUGCGUCUAUGAUUGGCUUUGAAGAGAGGUUCCAGAAAGAAGCUAAUCUCUGCUCUUCAGCUAUCCGACCUACUCUUGUUAAGGCUCCGGAGUACAUGCCUGAGAACAUGGCGAAGAAUUCAGCGUGGAUGGGAGGUGCCAUACUUGCCAAAGUAGUCUUCCCUCAAAACCAACAUGUUACCAAAGCCGACUAUGAUGAGACUGGGCCAUCUAUUGUUCAUAGGAAGUGCUUAUAAAUUAUUUGUCUAUCCACCCUUGCUUCCUAGGGAGGGUUAGGAGCUACCUAGGUAUCGUCAAAGUCGAAUAUCAAUUAACUAACUUUUGUAUCAGUUCGAGAUGAUAAUAGUAAUUGUUCCAGUUUAACCACUAGGAUUUUCACCAGAGAACAAGGCCUAUUCAGUUGGAGAAAUGUCAUACAUAUACAGGUGUUAUGUUGUAAAAUAUAUAAGACAGUUUAAGUUUCUUGUUCCUU